AUGGCCGAAAUGCCCCGGCUGCGGGUGGCGGAGUCCGGCCGCCUGGAGUACCUCGAGAAGUUCUCGCACUACGUCGCUAGGCAGCUGGGUUUCCAGGACGUGAACGAGUGCCCACAGCUGUGCAAACUGGCAAACAACUACCUCAACAACACCAAGACGUGCAUGGAGGACAUUUACGGGCUUUUCGCCAACGCCAAGGACGCCGAGUGCCUUUACGUCAAGCUCAUAGAGGAGCUGGACAGAUGCAUCCUCGGAUAUUUUGCAUUCCACUGGGACCAUGCUACCUAUCUCAUCAGCUCGGCGUUGACCGCGGACAGCGGCACCAAAAAGAAGUGGAGGAACAUGGUCCUGGAAGCAACAAGGAAGCAGCGUUUCGAGCGCGUGACGCGUGACCUGAAGGUGACGCGGGUGUUCUCGACUCUGGUGGAGGAGAUGAAGGCGAUCGGCAUCGUCACGGCGGGCAGCGGCGACGCGUCGUCGCAGUGCACGGACGUGAUGGCCCCCGUGGCGCACUCGGAGCGCAGCCCGGUGCUGCUGCUGAUGGGCGGCGGGAUGGGCGCCGGGAAGAGCACGGUGCUCAAGGAGAUCAAGCAGGAGGCGUUGUGGGCCAACGCGGAGGGCAACGCCGUGGUGGUGGAGGCGGACGCGUUCAAGGAGACGGACGUCAUCUACCGCGCCAUCAGCUCCAUGGGCCACCACAACGACAUGCUCCAGACGGCAGAGCUGGUCCACCAGUCGUCGACGGACGCGGCGUCGUCGCUGCUGGUGACGGCGCUGAACGAGGGGCGGGACGUCAUCCUGGACGGCACGCUGUCCUGGGAGCCCUACGUGGAGCAGACCAUCGCCAUGGCGCGCGCCGUGCACCGCCAGCGCUACCGCAUGGGCGUCGGCUACAAGGUCGCCGACGACGGCACCGUCACCGAGAGCUACUGGGAGCCCGACGGCACCGACCAGCCCCGCCGCCCGGCGGCGGGGCCACCAGCAGGAGGCCGUACCGGAUCGAGGGCCAUCAUCACGCGGCGCGCCGUCAGGGUGCGGUCCCAGCUGCAGUCGCACAAGCGCUUCGCCGCCGCGUUCCAGCGGUACAGCCGCCUCGUGGACGGCGCCAGGCUCUACAGCACCAACUCCAUGGGCUCCGCCAGGCUCAUCGCCUGGAAGGACGGCGUCGGCAGCAGCCUGCUGGUGGAGCCCCGGGAGUUCGACUGCCUGGACAAGGUGAGCAGGCUCAACGAGAACGCCACCUCCGUCCACGACCUCUACCCUGACGGCACCACCACCUGCGGCGAGCGCUCCGUCUGGGAGGACAUGGUCGCAGCACCGGCGCGCGCCGACACACAGCGCGAGCUCAAAGAGGCCAUCCGCUCCGUCGAGGCCGCUGGCGGCGAGCCUGACACACCGCCGACAACGCCCCAGCGCGAGCUCCUGGGGGUUAUCCGCUCCGUGGAGGCCGCCAACGGCGAGGCAGCUGCACCUGCAGCAGAGACACCGACAGCUGCCUCGUAG
This is a messenger RNA of Miscanthus lutarioriparius, 1503 nucleotides long. The record is from the annotation of a GenBank genome assembly. Lineage: Eukaryota; Viridiplantae; Streptophyta; Magnoliopsida; Poales; Poaceae.